GCUUCGCUUGGAUGUCAAAUGAUAACUUGACGAAAGUGAGUUUCGUCAAGUGAGAAUGAGCACGGUAGGAAAUGAUGAGUAGCGGGUGAGUUGCCACUCGCGUGAGUGGCAAUCAUAGAAAAAUUAUAAAUAGGGCAACAUAAUGAAUACACUUUCUCUUGCACUUUGGAAAUUCAACACACAGCGGUAAAUAUUCAGCCCACGCAAAAUCAUCCGAAACAUACGCGAUUGUUCAUGGUGCCGUGACCAGGAUUGUGCGAAUAUCUGGUUUUUAAAUCGCAAGUUUCGAUAAUUGCAUCGGGGUUUCGUUUUACCGCUUGUGCCACACACUUUUUGGAUUGCCGCAAACUUACAGCUGAUUUUGCCGCAUCACGCAAGUCACUGUAAUCGCAAACACCCACAUCCACUAACAUAAUGGCCACACCGCCCGUUGUUUUGGCGUCCCGGCGGACUGUUUUAUUGGGAAUUCUCUCGCGAUACGAGAAAUUCAUUAAGGAUUUCGUCCCUGAACGGGAUCAAGUAGAGGUGGAAAUACGCGUUAAAAGGUUCGAUAAGCUGUGUGCGGAUUUGGAAGCUGUGCAGCAACAAUUGGAAGAUUCUGCCGACACUCCGGAAGAAGUGUCGCAAAAUGCUACACUCAGAGAAAGUUUUGAGGAUAGAUUAAUUCUUGUGCAAUCCCAGCUGCAAGCAAGGUUACCAAAAGAGCAGUUUCAAAAUGCCCAAUCGAGUACCGGAGCGAAUCCGUUAAAGGGCAUCAAACUUCCUACCAUUGCGCUGCCUGAAUUCACGGGGGACUAUAUGCAAUGGUUGACAUUCCGCGAUACGUUUGAGUGCUUAAUUCAUAAUAAUAUGGAUUUACCGGCCAUUCAAAAAUUUCACUAUUUGCGCGCCGCGGUUAAAGGAGAAGCUGCUCAAGUGAUAGAAUCAAUCACCAUAAGCGCAGCUAAUUAUGAUUUAGCAUGGAACACUCUAACGGAGCGAUACUCGAAUGAAUACCUCCUGAAAAAACGCCAUUUGCAAGCAAUGUUUGCCAUCCCAGCUGUACAGAAGGAAAGCGUUGCAACAUUGCACCACCUUGUAGAUGAAUUUGAGAGACACACAAAGAUUUUGCAACACUUAGGAGAAGAAACAAAUACAUGGGGUAGCAUUCUCGAGCAUUUGCUAUGCACUAAACUUCCGAUAAUUACUUUACGCGAUUGGGAGGAGCAAGCCUCAAGCAAUAACGAUCCCAGUUACGACAGUUUGAUUUCGUUCUUGCACCGUCGUAUGCGUGUAUUAGAGACGUUGCUUGUCAACAACUGUCAUACGUCUCAGGGUAACGACCUAGCUCCCGUACGGAGAAUGACCGUUCUUCGCCAAGCCAGUUUUGCUUCCACAUCGCAUGAAAUGCCGAAUUGCAUGCUAUGCAACUCCGCGCACAACCUUCUGAAAUGUCCGCGUUUCGAGCGGAUGGACCCGAAGGAACGCCAUCGGUUUGCUAUGACCUCGCGUUUGUGCUUAAAUUGUUUACGCGAUAAUCAUAUGGCUCGAGAUUGUCCAUCACAGUACAAAUGCCGUUACUGUAAUGCCGCACACCACACAAAAUUGCACUACGCACAUAACAGCCAAGCUUCCACUACACCACAGCAUCACGCUCACCAUAACCCAAAUUUCACUGCACCUCAGCAACACACACACAACACCACUAGCGAUCACACAGCCACAAACAAUACACAACGCACAUUUGCAGCAGCAUUGCAGCAUGCACCCGAACAAGUCAUACUGCAAACUGCUAUGAUAAAUAUCAUAGACGAUUUCGGAAUAGCACAUCCUGCGCGGGCGCUGUUGGACAGCGCAUCGCAACCGAAUCUAAUAAGCGAUCGACUCGCUCAUCGCUUACGGCUGAAGAAAAGUAAUGUGAACAUUACCGUCAUUGGAGCAGGACAAGCUACAAAGACAGUACGGGAGUCCGUACAGGCACAGAUUGUCUCUCGAUCCAGUUCGUUCACUGUGAACACUGAGUUGUUGAUUGUUGACAAUUUGAUUGCAAAUCUACCAACGCGCGACAUAGACAUCAGCGAUUGGAAGAUACCACCUGGUUUCGCUUUAGCAGACCCUCUGUUCAACAAAGCUGCUCCUGUAGACCUCAUUCUUGGUGCUCGUCAUUACCACACUUUCUUUGAGAAUGCAACUCAGUUCCGUCCUGCACCUCAUCAGCCCGUGAUGAUAGACAGCGUUUUCGGCUGGGUAAUGACUGGUCCAACUGGCAGUGACAAUUCUUCACCUAAAACCGAUCCCACCGCAUCAUAUACAAUCGUCUGUAUGGCAUCCUUGGAGGAUUCGUUACAAAGAUUUUGGCAAUUAGAAAAUUUAACCAUGAAUGAUGGAUACUCACCAGACGAACGACAUUGUGAAUCGUUCUAUAAGCAUACCACCAAACGUGACGAUAGUGGUAGAUAUAUUGUUCGCCUACCGAAACAGCCCGACUUUGAUGCAAAGCUCGGCCUUUCUAGACCUCAGGCCAUUCGUCGUUUUGAGCUUCUCGAGCGGAGAUUGGAACGAGAUCCAGCACUUCGAGAAGCGUACCAAGACUUUAUGAAGGAGUACUUAGCACUGGGUCACAUGUCUCCUAUAAGCACUGAUUGUGAUGAUACAGCUGCUUAUUAUUUACCACACCAUCCAGUUUUUAAAGCGUCAAGUACCACCACAAAGGUCAGAGUAGUUUUUGAUGGCUCGGCUAAAACGUCAACUGGCUUUUCGCUGAAUGAAACUCUGCGGGUUGGACCCAUAGUUCAGGAUGAACUCAUCGAUAUUAUUUUGCGUUUCCGCACCUAUAAGAUUGCUGUCGUAGCUGAUAUCGCCAAAAUGUAUCGACAAAUUGUGCUGCAUCCGGAUGAUCGACGAUUGGUUCGCAUUUUCUUCCGUUUCUCACCGCAAUCGCCGAUUGAAUUGUACGAGCUGAAUACUGUGACAUAUGGUUUGUCUCCAUCAUCGUUCUUGGCCACUCGUACAUUGCUGCAGCUUGCGGAAGAUGAAGGUGCUGACUUUCCACUAGCUUCACCCGCACUGAGACACAAUUUUUAUGUAGACGACUUCAUUGGCGGAGCUAACAGCGUGAGUGAAGCUCGCGAGCUUCGUCAGCAACUUUCCGAGUUACUCUCCAAGGGCGGGUUUGAACUCCGGAAGUGGACAUCCAACUGUUUAGGCGUACUAAGUGGUUUACCAGCAGAGCAUAUCGGUACACAGUCAUCACUGCAGUUUGUGCCGAACGAGACUGUGAAGGCACUUGGUAUCGCAUGGAAGCCCGAACUAGAUGUUUUGUGCUUUGAGUCGACUGCAAUAAUGGAAACCGCCAACCUCACCAUGCGAUCCAUAUUGUCAAACAUUGCUCGAAUGUUUGAUCCACUUGGAUUGAUCGCUCCAGUCAUCAUACGCGCGAAAUUGCUAAUGCAGGAGUUGUGGCUGCAGAAAAUCGGAUGGGACGAUCCGGUCCCUGUACACAUCUGUAACAAAUGGAAAUCGGUUACUGACGACUGGAAGGAUUUGGAAAGCUUCAAAAGCGAACGGUAUGUGCUCUUACCUAACUCUAAAAUACAGUUCCAUACAUUUGCAGACGCGUCAGAAGUUGCUUAUGGUGCCUGCAUUUAUGCGCGCUGUGAGGACCAGCAGGGACGAGUACGAGUCAGCCUGCUCGCGUCGAAAUCGCGUGUAGCUCCACUAAAACGAGUUACAUUACCAAGAUUGGAGCUCUGCGCGGCCGUGUUAGGAGCACAUCUUCAUCAUCGUGUUAGACGCGCUAUGGGAAUCGACACAACCGAAUCGUUUUUCUGGUCGGAUUCGACGGUAACGCUAAACUGGAUAGCGUCUCCACCCAACACCUGGAAAACAUUCGUGGCGAAUCGUGUUGCUGAGAUCCAGAACUAUUCGCACCCUCGUCAAUGGAAACACAUUCCCGGUUCAUCGAAUCCCGCCGAUCUGGUGUCUCGAGGGAUGUCAGCAGCUGAAAUGCUAAAAGGAUCGAUUUGGAGCUGUGGUCCUGAAUGGUUGGCGCUAUCCCCCUCCAAAUGGCCAAUGUCAAAUCCAUCACUGACUGCUGAAACGGAUAUGGAAAUUCGUCAGACACGUACACUACAGUCAUCACAAGUUACCUCAGCAGCAUUACCGAUCACCCCUGAGGCUAUAGAAGCAGCUAAAAUCGUGCUUUGUAAACUGGCACAAGAGCACGAGUUUUCAUCAGAGAUCCAACUGCUGAAAAAGGGAGAAAUGGUACGAAAACAAUCACCUCUACGGCGAUUGAAUCCGUUUCUCGACAACGAUGGAAUAUUACGAGUAGGAGGCCGCUUGAAACUUGCACAGCUACCGUACCAGUUCAAGCAUCCCAUCCUGCUUCCCAAAAACCAUCAGCUGGCUCAUCUCAUCGCGGUGCACAUACAUGAGAAGCUGAUGCAUGGCGGGGGAAGACUACUACUUUCCCGGAUACGUGAGGAAUAUUGGCCACUCGAUGGACGUCGGCUAGUAAAAAACGUAGUGAGGAAUUGCUUUCGUUGCAUUCGUCAGGAUCCGCAGCUGACACAACAACAAACUGGUCAACUCCCGUAUGAACGCAUCACCCCGAGCCGGCCGUUUUCCAUAACUGGAGUGGAUUAUGCCGGCCCGCUGUAUCUGAAACCCGCACACAAGAGAGCCGCUGCCGCUAAAUGCUACUUGUGUGUGUUUGUGUGUUUUUCAACGAAGGCAGUGCAUUUGGAGCUGGUGGGCGAUCUCUCCACGGCAGGCUUCUUGGCCGCAUUACAUCGCUUCACAUCCCGGCGAGGAUUACCAUCGGACAUAUACUCCGAUAACGGAAAAAACUUUGAAGGUGCGGCACACGAACUUAAUGAAUUGUUUGAUAUGUUACAGAACGAACAGCACCAAAACGUCAUCGCAUCCAACUGUUCGGACAGGGGCAUAACUUGGCACUUUACCCCACCUAAGGCCCCACAUUUUGGUGGAUUGUGGGAAGCAGCGGUUAAGACGGCCAAACGACAUCUCUACAGGCAGCUAGGCAGUUCGAGGCUGUCUUACGAGGGAUACAGCACCAUUCUGCAGCAAAUAGAAGCGGCAAUGAACUCGCGUCCUUUGUUGCCAAUGACGGAUGACCCCAAUGAUUUGGCAGCGCUUACGCCGGCGCACUUCCUGAUCGGUUCUUCUAUGCAUGCUGUCCCGGUUCCCGACUACACACGACUGAAACCAUACACGUUAGACGAAUUGCAGAGCUGGCAAUUGCUUGUGCAACGCUUUUGGAAGCAUUGGACAACCGAAUAUCUGCAGGAAAUGCAGAAGGAUAAUAAGGUAGUGAAUCGUAGCGAAAUAGUACCUGGCAGACUGGUCAUCCUUGCGGACGAUUCGCUCCCUAUCACCCGAUGGCCACUUGCUCGCAUCAUCGAUGUACACCCAGGAGAAGAUCAGCUUACGCGUGUAGUGAAGUUGAAAACGGCAAAAGGAAUAGUUACGCGUCCAGUAGCUAAAAUUUGCUUGUUGCCUGUUGCGAAGCCUUCCGAUUAGCAGCACGUGUAGUUUGUUUUUGUUCAUGACAUUCUGUCAUGGGGGGGAGUAUGUUGACGCUUCGCUUGGAUGUCAAAUGAUAACUUGACGAAAGUGAGUUUCGUCAAGUGAGAAUGAGCACGGUAGGAAAUGAUGAGUAGCGGGUGAGUUGCCACUCGCGUGAGUGGCAAUCAUAGAAAAAUUAUAAAUAGGGCAACAUAAUGAAUACACUUUCUCUUGCACUUUGGAAAUUCAACACACAGCGGUAAAUAUUCAGCCCACGCAAAAUCAUCCGAAACA
This is a messenger RNA of Anopheles merus, 5802 nucleotides long. RefSeq lists its product as uncharacterized. Gene Ontology annotation, molecular function: zinc ion binding; nucleic acid binding. The transcript has 2 exons. The coding region runs from base 415 to 5523 and encodes 1702 amino acids. The record is from RefSeq and is a predicted model, not a curated record. NCBI's taxonomy places the organism in Eukaryota, Metazoa, Arthropoda, Insecta, Diptera, Culicidae. Gene Ontology annotation, biological process: DNA integration.